Clonostachys rhizophaga is the source of this 2343-nucleotide messenger RNA. Lineage: Eukaryota; Fungi; Ascomycota; Sordariomycetes; Hypocreales; Bionectriaceae. The record is from the annotation of a GenBank genome assembly.
AUGAGCUGCCCUCAUCUCGACUCGAUUUCAUCGCUCCCUCCGCCUCUGUUGUCUCAAUCGGUUUAUCGAGAAGAUUGCACCCAGUGUUUCGAUUCCAUUGAUGGACCUGGUGGCCUCGAUGUAUGCCUCCAAUGCUUUAACGGCGGCUGUACCGGCGACCGACACCAUGCGAAUCUUCACAACGUUCUCUGGUCCCACCCUCUGGCCCUGAAUAUUACACGAACCCGAAAGAUCGUCGUCCGAGAUGAGCCCCCCGCCAAGAUGUCUAAGCUGGCUAUUGCGGCCGAGACCGAAGCAGACAAAUACGAUACCGCUCUCCAAGUCAAAUGCCACGAGUGCGACGUUAAGCUUGAUAUCCAGCACCCGAAGGUGGCACCUGUCGUCGCAGGAAUCAUGAGCGCCAACACAUUUGCACGAAAGGAAGAAGUCAAGGCAUGGGAGCAGGAGCUGACAAGCUGCGAGCACAUUCUGAUGCUUCAGCAGCAGGCCUCCCGCAAGAUUGAGCAGGGUGAUUUGAGCCACUGCUAUGCUUGUGAUCUCAAGGAGAAUCUCUGGCUCUGUGUCGAAUGUGGAAAUCUUGGAUGCGGGCGCAAGCAAAUGGGCGGCGUUGAUGGCAACUCUCACGCUCUAGCCCAUAGCCAGGAGUCCGGUCACGGAGUCGCUGUGAAGCUUGGCUCAAUCACUCCCGAGGGUACCGCUGAUGUGUACUGCUACAGGUGCGACGAUGAGCGUCUGGACGACAACCUUGGCGAGCAUCUGGCCCACUGGGGUAUUGUGUUAGCCGAGAGACAAAAGACUGAGAAGAGCCUGACAGAAAUGCAAAUCGAGCAGAAUCUCAAAUGGGACUUUAGCAUGACAACCGAGGAUGGCAAGGAACUCAAGCCUGUCUUUGGCUCGGAACUGACGGGUCUGAAAAAUUUGGGCAACAGCUGUUAUCUCGCCAGCAUCAUACAAUGUCUCUUUGACCUCCCGUCCUUCAAGGAGCGAUACUACUUGCCAAAGGAGGAUCUUCCUUUGGUGGAAGACCCUGCUGGUGAUCUCGAAACCCAGCUUCGUAAGAUUGCAGAUGGUCUGUUGUCAGGUCGAUACUCUGUCCCCGACUCCGACGUCGCCUCUGAUUCUGAGGUCAAGUACCAGAAGGGCCUGGCACCAGCUAUGCUCAAGUAUCUGGUCGGUCGAGACCAUGAAGAAUUUUCCACAAUGCGACAGCAGGAUGCGGCUGAAUUCCUUCAACACAUUUUCAAACUCAUCACACGAUCCCAACACUCUGGUAGUCUCAAGGACCCUACCAAUACAUUCAAGUUCGAGCUGGAGCAACGCCUGCAGUGUCUAGGAUGCAGAAAGGUUAGGUACAGCACAACCACACAGGACAACAUCUUUAUUGAUGUUCCCCUGGAGAAGGUCACCCAAGUCGGAGAGUCUGGAGACACUACUGAUGCUUACAAACCUGUCACUCUGGAGGAGUGCCUUGACAACUUUACAGGCGCAGAAAAGGUCGAGCUGACCUGUUCAGCCUGCGGAAGCAAAGAUGGUUUCACCAAGCAAUCGCUUUUCAAGACAUUCCCCGACACCCUUGCCGUUAAUGCUAGAAAGAUGACGGUGGUGAAUUGGGUGCCCAUCAAGGUUGAUGUCCCUGUUCUAGUCCCCGACGGGUCUUUUCUGCUUGACAAAUACCUCUCAAAGGGUUUGCAGCCUUCGGAAGAGGUACUCCCAGACGAACCUGAACCCCAGGCUGCCGCAUUUGUACCCGAGCCAAAUGCUUUGACCCAGCUUGAGGCCAUGGGCUUUCCCACGGCGCGAUGCGAGAAGGCUUUGCACGCUACCGGCAACUCGGAUGCCAACUCUGCGAUGGAGUGGCUCUUUGCACACAUGGAGGACCCCGACAUCGAUGAGCCGUUGGUCCUGACCGCUUCUUCUGGUGCCGGCGCAAGCACGGCUGAUCCCGAAAAGAUUGAAAUGCUGGGUGCUAUGGGCUUCGGUGCUCCACAGGCAAAGAAGGCACUAAAGGAGACUGGGGGAGAUGUCGAGCGUGCGGUUGAAUGGCUGUUCAGCCAUCCCGACGACCAGGGACUUAUGGAGGACGACUCAGCAGGCGAGUCUGCUGCGGCCGCUCCCAAGGCGCCGGCUGGGAACGCCACGCUACCGGCAAGUUUCCAGUUGCAGUCUAUCGUCUGCCACAAAGGAACUAGCAUUCAUACAGGACACUAUGUUGCUUUCAUCCGCAAGACCCUGGCGGAUGGAACACCCCAUUGGGUUCUCUUCAACGACGAGAAGGUCGUAGAAGCAUACGACGUGGAAGAAAUGCGUAAGUUUGCGUAUGUGUACUUUUUCAGGAGAGUUUGA